AUGUUAACACGUUUCGACUUCCGUUUUGUGCAGAAGCUAACUCAAUCACUCGGCCAGAGGGAGGUUGGUUCUGGUCUUUACGAUUUCCUCACCACCUUUGGUAAGUAUUUUGACAAAGGAGUGGGUGGUGAUGAUGCGGGUGAGGGGGAGGAGUUGGACAACUUGGAGCAACAUGGGCCGGCCGCAGAGGACACAGGUGCCCCGCCCGUGAUUGAUGCGGAAAUAGUCGCGUUGGGGGCCCUGGUUGCUGACGGCGCACGAAUCGAUCUGGUCAAUGCGCGUCAGAGCGACACGGAUGGGGAGCCACCUGUUCCAAGGGAGAAUGCGCGCGAAAUCCUGCGUGGAAUGAGGGAGACGCAGCAGAGGGCCGCACAAGAGGAAACCCAGCGUUGCGGAUCGGAGACCCUACAGCAGAAGGAGGAGGGGGAGAGGAUGGAGGAGGAGCUUGCAGGGGCUUUACAGGCAGUGCACCUUCGGGUCGAGAAUGAUGAACAUGAGGAGGGGCAGGGUUUGGAAAUGAGGCAGGGGAGUCUGAAUGUCGUUGGCGAAUUGGAGGAAGAGGUGCAGAUGGCGGAACGCGACAAUACCGUGGUGUAUCAGAGGCGGGAGGCACGAACAAAGAAGAGGGAGCGGACGAGCCUCGAAAAAGAGAGGCGUGUUGAGCUCGAAAAAGAGGAGGCGCGGCAGAGGGAGGAGGAAGAGAGUAAGAGGCUAGAGGAGCCGGUGGAGCGCGAAAAGGAGGAGAAGCGGCAGAGGGAGGAGGAAGAGGGGAAGAGGGAGGAGGAUAGGCGGGCUGAGCGCGAAAAGGAGGAGAAGCGGCAGAGGGAGGAGGAAGAGGGGAAGAGGGAGGAGGAUAGGCGGGCUGAGCGCGAAAAGGAGGAGAAGCGGCAGAGGGAGGAGGAAGAGGGGAAGAGGGAGGAGGAUAGGCGGGCUGAGCGCGAAAAGGAGGAGAAGCGGCAGAGGGAGGAGGAAGAGGGGAAGAGGGAGGAGGAUAGGCGGGCUGAGCGCGAAAAGGAGGAGAAGCGGCAGAGGGAGGAGGAAGAGGGGAAGAGGGAGGAGGAUAGGCGGGCUGAGCGCGAAAAGGAGGAGAAGCGGCAGAGGGAGGAGGAAGAGGGGAAGAGGGAGGAGGAUAGGCGGGCUGAGCGCGAAAAGGAGGAGAAGCGGCAGAGGGAGGAGGAAGAGGGGAAGAGGGAGGAGGAUAGGCGGGCUGAGCGCGAAAAGGAGGAGAAGCGGGAAGGAGGCGAGGGAGAAGGAGGAGCGGGCGCGGGAAGAGGGUCGAGGACGAGGGGCGAGAGGCGCGCGAAGAGGAGGCGAGGGAGAAGGAGGAGCGGGCGCGGGAAGAGGGUCGAGGACGAGGGGCGAGAGGCGCGCGAAGAGGAGGCGAGGGAGAAGGAGGAGCGGGCGCGGGAAGAGGGUCGAGGACGAGGGGCGAGAGGCGGGAACGAAAGGCAGAGAGAGGUUGCUGGGUUGGGUGAACAAGGUGCAGGAGGGCAGCGGCGUGGGGAUGGAACUCGUCACACGUGCGAGGGCCAGAAGGGCGUGAGGGUCUGUCAAACGCAAGCAGGGCGGGGCGCAGGGGAAGGAGCUCGACAAGUGCUGGUUGGCGACCAGCCAGCCGAGGCGCAGCAGGGGACGACGGUUCGUCGGGCAGUAGAGGUGGGUUUAGCGGGGUUGGGAACUGGGGGACAGAUGGAGGAAGUCGGUGAGCAUCAUGGUCCGGAGUGCCAAAGGGAUCGACGGGAGGAGCAUGAGCGGCGUGAAAUGGGGGGCGCUCCGCAGAGGAACGAAAGGCAGAGAGAGGUUGCUGGGUUGGGUGAACAAGGUGCAGGAGGGCAGCGGCGUGGGGAUGGAACUUGUCACACGAGCGAGGGCCAAAGGGGCACGAGGGUCUUUCAAACGCAAGCAGGGCGGGGCGCAGGGGAAGGAGCUCGACAAGUGCUGGUUGGCGACCAGCCAACCGACGCGCAGCAGGGGACGACGGUUCGUCGGGCAGUGGAGGUGGGUUUAGCGGGGUUGGGAACUGGCGGACCGAGACUGGUGAUUCAGCGGGAAGGUGGCCGGCGUGAUGAUCAAACUGCUCGGAACAGGGUUGGCGAGGAAGACCGUAUGGGGGUCGAGCAGUCAAGACAAGCUGGUCGGCGAGAGGGUGAAGCGCGUCGAACGCUACAUGGUGAGAGAAUGGCGGAGGAGCAGGUCUGGCGUGGGGUGGGAUGGGGAGUAGGGGGAGCGCGACAAAGGGAGAAUCAGCAGAGGCAGGCGGGAGGACGGGUGGAGGAGGAGCUGGAGAGUGCGGCGAGUGCGCUCCCUAUGCAGAGGCGCCAUCCACGUGCGGCAGAGAAUCCUGCUGCGGUUUUCGAGGAGACGGAGGGAGGAUUUGAGGAGGCCGGUGACCGCAUCGCAGCUAGCGGCAGGGUGCAUACUACGCCAGAGUUAAUGCGGCGUCUGACGUUGGUGGCGAGGACCGUGGCCAGGAUUUCGUCGGAGCAAACUGUUCGCUUCAGCGACUGCAUGGCCGAGAUUCGCCAGUUUGGUUCGCAGAUGCAGGGAUGGGACUUGCGCUACUUGCAGGACUACGAUGAUCUAACGCACGAGUACCAUGUGCUAAAGGAUUCAGUGGUCCGGGAGCGCGACGAGCUCGUCCAAUUGCGUACUGCUCUUUCGACUGCAACAGCCGAGGCACGAGCGGCAGCAGCUGAUGCAGGUCGAGCAGCUGCUGCAGCGGUUGUGGGAACAUUGGAAGAAACGUUUGCGGGGUUUUUCGACACGGUUGCGGAGAGGCUCAAGGGUAUGGUGGAGCAGGCGAUGGAGGCAGCGUCAAAAGGGGGGAAGCUGGAAGCCACGAUGGCGCCCGAGUCCGUGAAUCACAUAGAAAAGGCUUUCGAAGAUAGUGUAUACACGGUGUGGGUGGAUCUCAAAACUUCGGACGACGCAAACAAGCAGACCUUCAAGGCCCUUCAGAAGGCUCUGGCAGGAUUGGCGAAUGAGGAGGGUGAGGCGGGCGCUGGUGUGGCGGAUCUCGACUUGUCUGGUCCAGUGAGUACAAACUGGAGAGCGUCGUUGGCCGCGAAGGAGUUGCAGAGAGAAAAGGAGAAGGAGAGUGCGGAAAGGAAGGCUGCCGAGGUUCGGAAGCGGACUGCAAUUCAGAGGACGCAAGCGACCAUUGCAGAGAAGACGCGGGCAAGGAUUGUUGGUAGCAGCGAAAGAGCGGCGGGAAACCGAGCGGCGGAUACAGCCGCAGAGCCAAGAUGGACGCGGGAAGAGCUUGCAGCUGCGUUCGAAAAGAGGCGGAAAGAGGAUGAGCAGGCGAAGGAGGCAGAGCGGGCCGAGAGAGCGGCGCAGAAAAAACGCAAGGCGGAGGACGAGAAGAGGGUUCGUGAGGAGCAGGCGAAGGAGGCAGAGCGGGCCGAGAGAGCGGCGCAGGAAAAACGCAAGGCGGACGAAGUGAAGAGGGUGCGUGAGGAGCAGGCGAAGGAGGCAGAGCGGGCCGAGAGAGCGGCGCAGGAAAAACGCAAGGCGGACGAAGAGAAGAGGGUGCGGGAGGAGCAGGCGAAGGAGGCAGAGCGGGCCGAGAGAGCGGCGGAGGAAAAACGCAAGGCGGACGAAGAGAAGAGGGUGCGGGAGGAGCAGGCGAAGGAGGCAGAGCGGGCCGAGAGAGCGGCGGAGGAAAAACGCAAGAAGGAGGAGGAAGAUAAGAGGCUGCGGGAGGAGCAGACAAAGGCAUUGAAGGUUGCUGAAGAGAAGCGGGCGGAGGCAUUGAAGCGGCAAAUGGAGCUCCAGGCAGAGCGUGAGAGGAUGCACGCACAGAUGGAGAAACUUGCAAAGUUAGAGGAAGUUGCAAAGGAGGAAAUGGAGAGGCAACAGGAGGAGUUGGAGGCGCAGAAGAAGAAGAUGGAAAAGAAGAGGCAACAGAUUGCGGCCACAGAUGUGGAGGGGGUAGCAGGGCAGGGGCAGGGAGGAGACGCGAUUCUUAGCGUGGUUCCGACGGCGGACCCCAGACAGCCUCUUGAAGUUGUGGAUCUCGCAGAAGAUGUGGAGUCAAUAGAUCUGACAGUCCAGGCUGAUUCAGAGUCCUAA
This is a messenger RNA of Closterium sp. Naga37s-1, 4074 nucleotides long. The record is from the annotation of a GenBank genome assembly. Lineage: Eukaryota; Viridiplantae; Streptophyta; Zygnematophyceae; Desmidiales; Closteriaceae.